GGACAGUGACUCAGUAGCUUGUAAUCAGUGCGAUCCGGUCUCCUCCACAUUCAGGGCAGCGCUGUAUCAUUUCACAGCCACUUCCUCGCGCCGUGUACCUUUAAAAGGUUGAGCUCGCCGGUCUAUGAGCACCGGAUUGAGUUUCCCUUUGGUUCAGCUGUAUGUGCAUGUAUGUGUGUUUCUUCCAGCAGUGACAUGGCAUAGAGAGGCAGUUGCUCUCAGCGGCAGCAGCAUCAUCCUGAAACCAUGGUCGCUCUCCGACAGCCGAAGCGGAACGGAGGCUGCGCCGCGCUGGACGCGAUGCUGGUGCCCGUUUGGAUCCUACUGAGUAGCGCUGUGUCAGGACUGAAGGCGGAGGACGACGGAAUGGAAGAACUUGUCACGGAGAAGGAGGCAGAGGAAAGUCACCGACAGGACAGCGUCAAUCUCCUGACAUUCAUUUUACUGCUGACGUUAACCAUUCUCACCAUAUGGCUAUUCAAGCACAGACGGGUUCGUUUCUUGCACGAAACCGGACUGGCAAUGAUUUACGGUUUAUUGGUCGGUGUGAUUCUGCGCUACGGCAUUCCCGCCACCAGCUACCACCACAAGACACCCCCAAGCUGCUCGCUGAAGGAAGGACCUACCAGCACUCUGCUGCUUAAUGUUAGCGGCAAGUUCUUUGAGUACACCCUCAAAGGGGAGAUAAACUCCAGGGAGAUUCACAAUGUAGAGCAGAAUGAUAUGCUGCGCAAGGUGACUUUUGACCCUGAAGUUUUUUUCAACAUACUCCUUCCUCCAAUCAUUUUCCAUGCUGGAUACAGUCUAAAAAAGAGACAUUUCUUCAGGAAUCUUGGCUCGAUCAUAACCUAUGCAUUUCUUGGCACUGCAGUCUCCUGCUUUGUUAUUGGGAAUCUGAUGUACGGUGUUGUGAAGCUGAUGCAAGUGGUGGGCCAGCUGACUGACAAGUUCUAUUACACAGACUGCCUUUUCUUUGGCGCCAUCAUUUCUGCCACAGACCCAGUGACGGUAUUGGCCAUCUUUAAUGAGCUCCAUGUAGAUGGGGAUCUAUACGCUCUACUGUUUGGAGAAAGUGUAAUGAAUGAUGCAGUGGCCAUUGUGCUUUCCUCGUCCAUUGUGGCCUACCAGCCCAGUGGUACAAACACACACAUGUUCGAUGCCUCUGCCUUUUUCAAGUCGGUGGGUGUUUUCCUGGGUAUUUUCAGUGGCUCCUUUGUGAUGGGUGCAGCCACAGGAGUCGUCACCGCUCUUGUGACCAAGUUCACCAAGCUGCACUGCUUUCCGCUGCUGGAGACGGCGCUAUUCUUCCUCAUGUCCUGGAGCACGUUCCUGCUAGCUGAGGCUUGCGGCUUCACAGGUGUUGUGGCUGUGUUGUUUUGUGGCAUCACACAGGCUCACUACACAUUCAACAACCUCUCGGAGGAGUCCACAAAACGCACCAAGCAGCUGUUUGAGGUUCUUCACUUCCUGGCUGAGAAUUUCAUCUUCUCGUACAUGGGCUUGGCACUGUUCACCUUCCAGAAUCAUAUUUUCAGCCCAAUUUUUAUCAUUGGAGCCUUUAUUGCCAUAUUCAUUGGAAGAUCUCUGAACAUUUAUCCGCUCUCCUUCUUUCUCAACCUCGGCCGAAGAGACAAGAUCAGGGGGAACUUCCAGCACAUGAUGAUGUUUGCUGGUCUGCGCGGGGCGAUGGCGUUCGCCCUGGCUAUCCGGGACACCGCUACCUACGCCCGCCAGAUGAUGUUCACCACCACGCUGCUCAUAGUCUUCUUCACUGUCUGGGUGUUUGGUGGAGGGACUACACCCAUGCUGUCCUGGCUGCAUAUAAGGGUUGGUGUGGAUCCAGAUCAAGACCUGCAGCCCUCUGGAGACAGCUUCCAAGUCUUGCAGGGGGAUGGCAGCCAAGCUGAGGGUCAGAGUAAAACCAAGCAGGAGAGUGCUUGGCUCUUCAGACUGUGGUACACCUUUGAUCACAAUUAUCUUAAACCAAUUCUCACACACAGCGGCCCACCUCUCACUUCCACCCUGCCCAGCUACUGUGGGCCGCUGGCGAGCUGUCUGACCAGUCCCCGGGCAUACGAGAAUCACGAGCAGCUGCAGGACCCUGACACUGACCUGAUUCACAGCGAUGCUGACCUGACCUUCAUGUUUGGUGACACUGCCAUCACAGCCAAUGGAGCGUCCAGCAGCAGGGCAGAUGCUGCUGGAGGGUUGGGCUGGAGCGCUAAUGGAAAAAGAAGCGGCAGCACGUCAGAGGAGGCGUUGGAGCGUGAGCUGGACUCCCGCGAGCAGGAGCUUCUGAGCCGAGGCACACGUCUGGUUUUCCCCAUUGAGGAUCAUGUCUGACCUUGCCCCCUCUAAAACCACCCUGAGCCACCAAUCUAUGUGACCCGAUCCAGCCUCCCUCUCCUCUUUAGCCACCCCAGCUUUGUCCACAUCAGGGCAGGAAAAGUACCCAUUCCUUCAGAGAUAAGACAGUUUGGAGAUAUGGGAGUAGACAGGAGGGGAGGGCCCAAAGGACACACCCCCAAAGAGCAUUACACAGAGGGUUUUUUCCACAAGAAGCCAAGUCCUCUAAAACUCUUCAUUCUGUUUUCAAAUUGUUUCCACUUCAUAAGGAGAAGUUGAACCUUCUGGCAGGAUGUGGGGACCAAAUACCCGUUUAAGAUUCUGUCUGCACAUUUGAACAGAUGGCACUUGGUGGUUACUCUGGUAUGGAGGAAAAGAAAAAUUUGAAAAAAGUCACUGUCAUCAUGUAAUAUGAAAAUUUGAUAUUCACAGUCCACCAGUCAGCACUGAUACAAGGCUGAUUAGCUUAAAAGAAAAAAGUUGUUUGGCUGGUUUGUCAAGCAUAUGUGCUGCAGUGACAGUAGCAUGUAAAGAUAUGUGAGAAGUAAGGUGACGGUGAAUUUGUUUCCUUUGCAGACACAGCAAUCUAGUGAUGGGUGAAAAACGCAAGCAUGUAAAUAGCUGCAAUGCUGAGCUUGUUCCUUUUUGGUUGAACUGCUCAUUUCAGUGCGUUACACUCAAAUACUGCUACAGAUAAUAUCUGUGCAUCUUGUCUUUGAGCUGGCCUGGAUCCUUCUAUGUGUGUUGGAUUGUUUUUCUUUUAUUUCUUAUUUUAAAUGACACAAAUAAGUAUGUUAAAUGUUUAUGAGAUCAUGCUGAUGAUCCCAGGAUUUAAGAAAGCACUGGGGGAUAUGCAAUCUAAUGUGACAAUUUACACAGUGAAGUAAAAGAAACAACCAAAAAAACAACAACAGAUAAACAAAAACAAAACAGGAAUUCAUAGUAUUUUUUAGAUUAUUGUCUACUAAUAUUUUCAAAUAUAUUUCAAAUAUAUUUCAAAUGUAAACCUGCUGUAAUUACAAAAAAAAGAAGAAAAAAAAAUUUAAAAAAGAACAGAAUCCUCCUUUUGGAGGUGCUAUAAAUGGUAAACUGUCAGUUUAUCAGCUCACUAAUCCAUUAAAGGUGCAGCAUGUAACAAAUCAACAUCAAUAACAGAAAAUUUUAAUAUUUCGUUAAAAUCAUCUAAGUUUCUGCAAAUAUCUAAUCACUUUAUGUUUAAUUCUCCAAGAAAUUCUCAAUUUAUAUCCUCUCACCGUGGGUCCACGUUCAUACAUACAAACGUAACUGUGCCACCAUUUUUACUACGGUGUCUCUGAAUGGACAAACAACUUUAAGACUGCAGUACCGGUUUUGUUUGAUAGGUGCUAGAGCACCGUUUGGGACAAGUAAUGCCUUAAAAUGACAAUAGAAGAAGACAGUACACAAAGUUGAAGGAGUUACCUGUAGUGCAGCCUUUGCUGCUACUGGAUCCACUCACAGAUGAAAACAAGUUUAUGUCUGGAGGAAUUUCGGCUACUGAUGGCCGCUGUACUUUAUAUUUGUGCUUGGUGUUUGAAGUAAUUUCUAUAUCCAUCCUUACUACUUGAUGUCAGUAAUUCUUACACACUGUACCUUUUUUUUAACUGAGUCAUUGCAGCACAGCAUAUGAAUAUCUGUAAAGCAGUGUUAUGAUUACCAUGCACAUACCAUUUUUAAAUUUCUUUUUAACUUUAAACUUGAGUUGCUAAACUUUGAGAAACCAAAUGCAACAGAGAUGAAAAGAAGUGCUUGCAUGCAACCUCCUGGAGCCUUAACAGUCGUGUUCAUUUUACUGGAACUUAUUGGUAUAAUUUUGAUAUGACCAUAGUUGGAAUUAUAUAUAAAAAUCUUGGAGAAGGGAAUCACUUGCUUAGGUCAUUUUAAAGGUAACCAAAUCCUCAUACCAGCUCUUGUAAAGCUGACUAGAGUUAUUUUUAUAUGGAUAUAAACAUCUGGUUAACAAAAUGUUUAACCUGCAUUCAGUCCCACAUCAAAUUGGUUCUGUCUCCGAUCUGCAUUGAUGGGAACACAACACCCAGGUGCACAUUUUAAUUUUUACUAAAUAUGUGGUGGUUGAGGCUACAAAAGUUAGCUCAGCUUGCUUUUUUUUUUUGUAAGAAAUGCACAUUGGAUGUCCAUACCAUCUUAUGUGGGAGCUCUGAAACUGACAAAGCAGCUCGCUGACAAAAAGAGAGGCAGUUAAUUCAUUAUUAUGUCUUCAGUUUAGGUGAUAGUUCACUCUAAGCUAUUCUGUGUCAGGUCACUAGCUUAAUCAUCUGAUAAAAUAAUGAUUAACAGUUUUGUUGGUCCACCAAAGCCAGUAGGGGAAACUGUAAUACCAUGUUUUCAUGCUAUUGUAGCUUAUGGGCUAGUCGCCUGUUAAAUAAAGGUAGUUACUAGACAUGAUUUGUAGCUCUCCGAGCUUUUAAGCUUUAUCCGCUAUUACUGACGGGAAAGUAUUUUAAGGGUUUGUUUUAGCGUGUGUACGCAUUAAAAACAAAAAAAAACAUGUUUUUUUGAAGUGGAAAAUUAGCACGUCAGGUCUGUGACAUUAAAACUUAGUCAAUCCUCGUCAAAGGGGCUACUAACAUGAAUGUGACAUUAAUAUCCGAAUCCUGCACUGCACUGUAUUAGUUUAUUCUUUGGUAUUUGGCAAAUUCCCGCCAUAAUAUAAUAAUGAUGAUAAUGUCUGUAUCAACACUCUGCCUGGAUCACGUGCUGUUUCCAUGAAUUCUUGUCUUCCACUCUUAACCGUGCACCAUCUAGUGGACAAUGUCAAUUUAACACAGUAGGUCACGUGCACUUGAACCUGUUACAUACUCCGUGAGAGACGAAGUUGUGCAUGCAGCAGUGUUCGUGUCUUUAUAUAUUUAUAAUUUUCGUACAUUCUCACCACCUCGAUUAGUUGUUAAUUAAAGUUUUCCAUUCAACCUCGCGUCAGCGGAAAUGGGGAAGUACCACAUUUCCACUUCACGGUUUUGUGCGUUAACCACGUCCAACUCAAAUGUCCUACCAAUCACACAACACUUCUUGGAGCCCCACAAGAAGAAAGUUCUGUUCAGCUUACACGUCAAGAACAAGCUGCAAGAUGUCCCCAACCAUGUCCUCGAGAACAAGAAAAAAGUUCUUUACUCUUGCGGAGUACUUGACAGGCUUUAGGGAGUAUACUUUGACAAAACUACACCUAGUAACUGAACUUCUUUAUGAUUAAAAAUCUUAUCUGACCAGUUGUAAUUCAAACCAAGAAACAUGUUAAAUCUCUUCAAAAACACUUUGAGGGGAUUGCUAACACAGACUGAGCAAAGCAAGCUAUUUCUCUCAUUUCCUAUCUAUAUGAUAAGCUAACCAAUUGGCCGAGCUCGAGGAGUGUUCGCAGAGAUUAAAGAAUUUACUCUUGGGAUUGGUCCUUACUGAAAUUUUUCUCCCAUAAGACCACUGAGCUCUGUAGUUUUCCUUCAAAUUGAUUUGAUUCACUCAUUAACUGUUCUUGUAUAUGUCUUAGUUCUGCAUGAUUUACUCUGUAGUAACUUUCUAAACACAUUUACUUUGCAGUAGACAUUAGGAAGUUUCUCUUACACAGCAUGAAUAUGAGCAAAAAUGUUCCAUUAGCAUAUCGCUGCUGUCGGGCGCAAACCUCCUAUCUCCAUUUUCUCCUUCAAGAUGUCAAAGCGGUUCUUAAUAAAUCAAACCAGUGACACAAAUCUAAACCUGUGUAACUUUGGGAAGGUUUAACCUAACUGUCAAGGCAUACAGCACUUCUGUUUACUCUUAUGGACAAUAUUUUGACAACUGAACUGCUUCCUCUUAAAUAUUCACCACACAGCCUAUGUAAGCCUUUUGUGUCCCAUCUAUUAACAACACGAAGUGGCUGCUGAAUUUAUGUAUGAGCACAUAAAGGUAGGUGUGAAAGGCACAGUUGUGUGAGUUGAAUCUCUGGCUUUCACAUGAGAACAAAGCUUUUGCAAGUUUCAUGGCUCAUUGGGGACCUCCAGGAGGAAAUGAAAGUCGUUGUAUAAGCUGUAACUAAGCCGUAUGCAGAGUAGGUCAUUUAAACUCUGCUGGAAGGAGAAGUGCUGUGAAGCUGCCCUGUCUUAACAUCAAUGAUUACAUUCUGAUGAUGAGGAAGUUCAUUCGUCAUUAUCUUGUCUCAAAGAAAAUAAACAAAAAAAGCAUACAUAAUACUCAUAUUGUCUCCUCUGGGAGUGAAAGCAUUGCACAUAUGAAUCCAGGAUGUGAAAACCAGACAAAACUGUAUUUUUCUUUCCUCAUAAAAUUACCCUCAAUGUCUGCUUUUCUGGCUGACAUACAGUCAGAACAGGAAGUCAUGUUGUUAACAAGCCUUUUUUUUUAAAUGUCCCAGGAGCACUUUAUAGAUAACAACAUUGAGCAAUUGAAAUGAUGUCUGCAGACAACAAUGAGCAGGGACUGGCACUUUACCUCAAGCAGAGGACACUCGCGGGACUAUUAUAUAACCUUCAUGUGCACUCUGUCUUUCUCCUCACUGCUGUGCUGUCAGUUGUCUUUCCCGCUAUAUUUAAAUGCUCUCUAUAUCUGAGAAAUAUGAGAUGUAGCCCAAUUGUCAAUAUGUGCACCUGUUGUGUAGUAGCAGCUGGCUGCCAGGCUCUGUGUGCCAUGGUUUGCAUGACAACUUAAUAAAGAUCAUAAAAUGAUGAAGCAGA
Messenger RNA from Melanotaenia boesemani (Boeseman's rainbowfish), 7043 nucleotides. It is a transcript of the gene slc9a7, whose product is annotated as solute carrier family 9 member 7. The transcript is spliced from 16 exons. NCBI's taxonomy places the organism in Eukaryota, Metazoa, Chordata, Actinopteri, Atheriniformes, Melanotaeniidae. The record is from RefSeq and is a predicted model, not a curated record. The coding region runs from base 247 to 2343 and encodes 698 amino acids. Gene Ontology annotation, cellular component: recycling endosome; membrane. Gene Ontology annotation, biological process: proton transmembrane transport; regulation of pH; sodium ion transport. Gene Ontology annotation, molecular function: sodium:proton antiporter activity.